AUGAAGUCCAGCGUGAUUUGCACGAGCGCUAUUGCGCCUUCGCCACCGACGGUCCCGCCUGGACACUGGGAUGAGUAUCGCGCAGGUUUCGGUAAUUUAUCCCAAGAUUUCUGGUUUGGCAACGAGUUCGCGCACAAGAUUCUCUACCGCGACGAUCAUGAGCUGAGAGUGGAGCUGCAGGAGGAAGGGGCACCGCUGGAUUGGGCGGAGUAUCCACUCUUCUGGCUGGACAGUGAGAGCUACAACUAUCAGCUUUCGGUGGGUGGUGAAUUCCGUGGUUCGCUGCCGGAUGCUCUGGAGCAGCACAAUCGGAUGGACUUCAGCACUUACGAUCGGCGAAGGAGCCCCGCCAAAUCAGCAGAUUCCACCUGUGCCGAGGAUUACGGCGGUGGCUGGUGGUUCGAUCGCUGCACACAGUCCAAUCUGAACGGAGAACAUGGUGUCCACCAGAGAGCAAGUCCAGCCAUUAUCUGGAUGAACUGGAGAACCGGGACCGACAAAAUGAAAAGCUCGCGGAUGAUGAUUCGACCCGUAAUACCCGCUGCGGGUGAUAACUCCGACGAGGAUUAG
This is a messenger RNA of Drosophila teissieri, 570 nucleotides long. Its product is annotated as techylectin-5B. Bases 1 to 570 code for a protein of 189 amino acids. The record is from RefSeq and is a predicted model, not a curated record. The transcript is spliced from 2 exons. NCBI's taxonomy places the organism in Eukaryota, Metazoa, Arthropoda, Insecta, Diptera, Drosophilidae.